Messenger RNA from Tripterygium wilfordii, 1701 nucleotides. RefSeq lists its product as uncharacterized. The record is from RefSeq and is a predicted model, not a curated record. Bases 4 to 1530 code for a protein of 508 amino acids. NCBI's taxonomy places the organism in Eukaryota, Viridiplantae, Streptophyta, Magnoliopsida, Celastrales, Celastraceae. The transcript is spliced from 5 exons.
UUCAUGUUUCUUCCAUUGCGAACCAUCUAUCCGAAGAUGCAAUCGCCAUGUUUCCAUCUCUGCAAGUCCUUGCCUCAGCUAGGGUUUCCCUCUGCAAUCUCUAAAUACUCCAUUUCUGCAUCUUCUCCAGCAUACAGAUUUCCCUUAUUGAACCGACGCGUUAAAUUAGCGAUAACCCAAUGUCACAAGCAACAGCAGCACCGUAACCGUAGAGGUCCCAAGCAGGAAGUGAAGGUGAAGGGAAAGAAGGAAAAUGUCUGGAGUGUGGAUAACGAUAUGGCGGAGAGAGAUAAAUCGAAGGCGAAGACGAAGUUGCAGAGGAGAAAGAGAGGGAGGAGAAUGGCCAAGGGGAAAAGAAGUGGAGAAGGGAGUGUUUUGGUCUCUGGUUCUAUGUUAAUGGAAAUAGAGAAAGUGCUUCAGACUCAGGAGCCUGUAAUAAGACCAGCCUGGAAUACAUUUGCUAGCAGUGUCAGUGGUAUAUGGAAGGGUGUGGGAGCAGUUUUUUCACCAAUCACUGCUGAGAUGGAGCCAAUUGAAAUUGGACACAGAAAUGAACACCUUUACGACUGUUACACUCUUGCUCGCAUCGAGGCAGUGCCUCCCUCUUCUAGAGGGCAGACUUCGCUAAUCCAAAGGAAGAUAAAUUGGGUGACUUUGAAUCCAUAUGGAGAACUACUACAACAUAAAUAUAAAGAAGCGGAUGGUGAUGGACAUUCACUCGUAACCACAAAGGAAGUAGUUGAUCCCAAAGUUAAAAACCAUAAAUUGCGGAGUUUUGAGUCCUUUGACUUUGAAAAAAGUGACGUGAUGGAAGAAGAUGUAAUGGGAAAUGAACCCGGUCUUGUCUUUUUUGAGGAUGGAUCCUAUUCUAGGGGUCCAGUUGACAUUCCAAUUGGUGAAUCUGAUGAGUCUCAGUAUUACAUAUCUCCAACUUUGAAGUUUGAACAGUGUUUGGUUAAAGGUUGCCACAAGAGACUUCGUAUUGUUCAUACCAUAGAAUUUAGCAAUGGAGGUUCAGACAUACAAAUACUAAGAGUUGCUGUAUAUGAAGAACAGUGGGCCAGUCCUGCAAAUCUUCAUUACGAAAGUGAUCUGGACUUUGAUGUGAAGCCAUUUUCUCAGCGGAAACGAACCCAUCCAUCUGAGCUGACUGGUUCCUGGAAGGUGUUUGAGGUGAGUGCCACACCAAUAUUUGACGAUGAGAUGCUGACACAGGAGAGCAAUGACACACCCUACGUAUACCUUUGCUCGGAAAGCUUGAAGAAAAGGAAUUCGCCUGAGAACCCAAUCCACUUUGGAGAGGAAGAUAUGCUAGACAUGCAGGAUGUAACCGUCCUUUGGCUGCCUGGUGGUGUCACUACAUAUGUUGAUGUCAACAACGAUGGCAUCCUUUGCAUUGGAGUUGGGUGGUACUCGGACGAGGGUAUCAACCUUGUUAUGGAAAGAGAUUAUGAGAUGGAUGGGAAGCUCAAAGAGGUGCGAUGCAAAUCGGAGGUUAGGAGAAGGUGGCCUGAUCCGCUGCCCUUGUAAAUUCACUCUGGAAGAUUGGUUAGUAGUGUCAAGAACAACUAUGGCUUGUAUGUUUGUUCAGAACAAUCAAAGCUCUUCUUGUAAGAGAAUGUUCAUAAGUGUGACAUGCAAAUAAUACUUACGAGAUUCCAAUCUUCCAAAGAAAAUUGAAGUUGUUGCCUUGAAAUUAAA